AUGGCUGCCAGGCACACGUUUUUCCUCGUCAGUUCGACUUCACAGCGGAUUUUUAGCCUUGGAGCGAGUGAUGCUGAGGUGGACCCCCGACUGGUGGCAGCAGCUAAAGACAUGGCCUCCAGUCUGGGGGGAGGGGAGAGGGUAGAGUCUGCACUGCUGCUGCAGCUAACAUUAGUAACAUUUGUGUUGAUGUGUGCAGCAGUGAUGGAGAGCAGUGAUGGAGAGGUGGAUCCCCGACUGGUGGCAGCAGCUAACAUUGGUAACAUUUGUGUUGAUGUGUGCAGCAGUGAUGGAGAGGUGGAUCCCCGACUGGUGGCAGCAGCUAAAGACGUGGCCUCCAGUCUGGGGGGAGGGGAGAGGGUAGAGUCUGCACUGCUGCAGCUAACAUUGUCUGGGGGGAGGGGAGAGGGUAGAGUCUGCACUGCUGCUGCAGCUAACAUUGGUAACAUUUGUGUUGAUGUGUGCAGCAGUGAUGGAGAGGUGGAUCCCCGACUGGUGGCAGCAGCUAAAGACGUGGCCUCCAGUCUGGGGGGAGGGGAGAGGGUGGAGUCUGCACUCCUGCAGCAGCUCAGGAGACAUGAGGACACCACGUCCGCAGCGAAGUCCGCAGCCACGCCUGCAGAGACGUCUGCAGACAACAGCAGUCUGGGGGACCUGAUUUCUGGAUUACGAGUGGUACAAGGCCAGAAGACCAACAGGAAUGCAACCAGGGGGAACAGGUCGGAGGUGAAGAACUUUCGUCAGGAAUUUCAGCAGACGAGACAAACUCAGCCCAGAUCAGAGCAAGUCUUCAGGAAAGAGAGGAGGUCGUUGUUUGAGGGGAAACGACUGGGAAUCUUCAUGCAGGAGGAGGUUAACAGCUGGGAGCCUGAUGCACCUACAUUAUGGGAUGAGGAGCAGAAAGCAGAGCUGCAGACACAAGUGGACCGUCCUCCUCGUAACGGGUUUGAGGAGAUGAUACAGUGGACUAAAGAAGGCAAGAUGUGGACCUUUCCCAUCCAGAAUGACCAAGGUCUGGAAGAAGAGGCAGCAGUUGGUUUCCAUGAACACGUGUUCCUAGAGGAUCUACUAGAGGGUUUCCCAGAGAAGGGACCCAUCAGGCACUUCAUGGAGCUGGUCGUAACAGGGCUCUCCAAAAACCCCUACCUGACCCUACAGCAGAAGAGAGAACACGUGGACUGGUUCCGGAAAUAUUUCCAAGAAACGGAGCCCAUUCUUAGAGCGUCAGGUUCCUUGACUGCAUAACCUGCUAUUUGACAACCUAGGAAAUCUAGUCAGGAACAAAAGAUAGGCUAACACUACUUCACCUUUAUCUGUGGGGUAACCUUUAUCUGAUUUUUGAAAUAUUAUCUCAUGAAAUACAUUAUAUGUGGUUGGGAACAAUGAGCUUUGUUAUUGUGAUAGGCCACACUACCUAUGGUAUGAUUCAGCAGAGUUGACUUAGAAAUUAAAGCAAAAUAAUGACUAGAUAACAAAUUUAGUCCCUUAGAACAACACUAAGGUACAUGU
Branchiostoma floridae (Florida lancelet) is the source of this 1509-nucleotide messenger RNA. RefSeq names its product 28S ribosomal protein S31, mitochondrial-like. The record is from RefSeq and is a predicted model, not a curated record. Gene Ontology annotation, cellular component: mitochondrial small ribosomal subunit. NCBI's taxonomy places the organism in Eukaryota, Metazoa, Chordata, Leptocardii, Amphioxiformes, Branchiostomatidae. The coding region runs from base 1 to 1245 and encodes 414 amino acids. The transcript has 9 exons. Gene Ontology annotation, molecular function: structural constituent of ribosome.